This is a messenger RNA of Nicrophorus vespilloides, 2085 nucleotides long. RefSeq names its product GATA-binding factor A-like. The record is from RefSeq and is a predicted model, not a curated record. Gene Ontology annotation, biological process: cell fate commitment; negative regulation of transcription by RNA polymerase II; positive regulation of transcription by RNA polymerase II. Lineage: Eukaryota; Metazoa; Arthropoda; Insecta; Coleoptera; Silphidae. The coding region runs from base 651 to 1820 and encodes 389 amino acids. The transcript is spliced from 7 exons. Gene Ontology annotation, molecular function: RNA polymerase II cis-regulatory region sequence-specific DNA binding; DNA-binding transcription factor activity, RNA polymerase II-specific; zinc ion binding.
CUUCAACAACGCAACACCGUUUUCACUUCACACCCAAAAAACAAACCCGAUUGAUUGAUUAAUAUACAUUCUUUUCUUAAUUCAGUUCUCGUUCGUUCACGUUUGUCCGAUCCAUUCGGAAAAGGACCAGAAGGACCUUAAGUGAGUGCACUAUAGUAUUGCUUUGUUGUGGAAGGAAAUAGAAAAAAAAAGUGCGCGAAGUAUCAUCAUCUGAGACCCGACGGAACGCUGAAGACUUGAAGCACAGAAGGAGAAAGGAUUUCGUUCCAACUUUGUCGACGAUAAUUAGCAAGAAACUGCAAUUAAACGGGGGUGUAACAAGGGUGUGUCCAUCGUUUGCUUUCCGAAGGGGAGAGGAAGUCAACCAAUGAUAUAAUCAUCAUCAUCAUCUGGCGAUAAAGAUUUUAAUCGAGACUUUUGCGACUAGUCCAAAGAACAAAAGAUGAAGUGAAGGAGAGUAAAACCCCUGCGGUGGACAUAGAAAGGACCCUAAAAGAAGAGAAUAACAAGAGGACCCAUCCAUCCCCACUGCUACCCCGAUCUUUUUUCAACCACCCCACCAUCAGACUCGUUAGGUUCUUUCCACCACCACCACCACCACCAACUCAACUCAAACGCCCUUUUUAGUGCAUCGAGAAGAAAAGCCGAAAAUGUUUCAUUCAACCCCGAGCACGCCAAGCGGCUACACAGACGGUAGAUUGUCUAUGGACGGUGGCGCAUCUGCAUCCUUCCAUCAACAUCUUCAGCAAUCCCCAGUUUACGUGCCCAGUAAUCGCGCAACGAUGCCGCAAUAUCCAUCACCGGGAAGUCAUCACUUCGCUGCAUCCCAUCAUCAAACCAGUUGGCAUACGGCGGCCGCGGCUGCUGCAGCAGCUGGUGGAGGCUACGGAGACGUUUCCGGACAUGGUGCCGCCAUAGCCGGAUCCCAUGGUGCUCUAAGUGCGGGACAGUUUUACGCGCAAAACAUGAUGAUGAAUACUGCCUGGAGGGCUUACGACGGCUCCCACGCCACCGGAUUCCAACGCACCUCACCGUACGAUGGCGCAGUCGAGUUCCAAUUCGGCGAGGGCAGGGAGUGCGUCAAUUGCGGCGCCAUUUCGACGCCCCUGUGGCGUCGCGACGGCACCGGCCAUUACCUCUGCAACGCAUGCGGAUUGUACCACAAGAUGAACGGCAUGAAUAGACCCUUGAUCAAACCAUCCAAACGACUGACUGCGACUAGGAGGUUGGGGCUUUGCUGCACGAACUGCGGUACUAGGACAACGACGUUGUGGAGGAGGAAUAACGACGGGGAACCGGUGUGCAACGCCUGUGGGCUGUACUUCAAGCUGCACGGCGUCAAUAGGCCGUUGACCAUGAGGAAGGACGGCAUUCAGACGCGCAAACGCAAACCGAAGAAGCCCAAUGGCGGAGAGAACGAGAGCGCCACGCCCACUCCAAUCGACGAUUCCAAAUCGGCUAUGCUACAUCAGCACGCCAAUCCUCAACAGCAGCAGCAGCAAAACCACUCUUUGCAUCAGAGUAUGGACAACCACAACCAUCACCAGUCUUCGUCUCCCAAUAAACAGCAGCAGCAGCAACCGAAUGAUAGGCCGUACCUUGGUCAGACCUCGCUGCUGCCUCCGGCAACCACAGCUGCUACCGCCUCCAGUGUCAUCAAGACGGAACCCUACGAACCGUACAGCUGCUUCCAGAACCAAUCAUAUCCCUAUCAGCAAUUCAUCGGGUUCCACGGAGCCGGCGCUGCCUCCGCUCCGGAAGUGGCCUAUCAUCAUCAGCAUCACGUGACAGCCGCCGCCAAACUCAUGGCCUCCUCGUAAUUCAACGAACGAUAAACGCAAUCCUGGUGCAAUAUAUAUAAUCAACGAAAAGAGAUGAAACGAAUCGAUUCGACAACAGCAAUUGUCGAAUUCAAAUAUAUAAUAAUAUUAUUUAUUCAGUCGCAGAUGCAGACAGAACUAGCAAUUAUUAAAAUUAUUAUUUCUUUUCGAAUACCUGUACAUACUUAGUAGUAUACUAAUCCGUUUGUAAAUACACACCCAUCAAUUAUUAUUAUUAUUAUUAAAUAAACAAGCGCAAUUUUCG